Molecule: messenger RNA, 9018 nt
Organism: Delphinapterus leucas (beluga whale)
Lineage: Eukaryota; Metazoa; Chordata; Mammalia; Artiodactyla; Monodontidae
Source: RefSeq, a predicted model, not a curated record
CUAAGCAUCUACACUGAAAGAACAAAGGUUUGUUCAGUCCUGGAAAGAAGUUGCAACCACCAACCUACCCACUUCCACACCACCAUGUAAAUCCUGUGUUUUUUUGUUUUGUGCACUCAGAGUCUAAAGCGGGUCUGCUUUUAUUCAGAAGCUUUUAUUUUCAAAGAUUUUCUUCACUGUUUUUCCCUACAUAGAUUUUUUUCUUUCCCAUAAGGCACAAUGUUUAAAACAGUCCAAAGCAGUAUGAAUAUGUAUUUGUAUUUAAUGUUUGUGCUAGAAAAUACUUUUUUGUUUUCCUCAUGGGAUGCAGUACCAUCUUAAGAGAUGCUAAGUUUCUUGUCUUGAUAUGUGGGCAAAUAAAGACCCAGUAAUAUCUACAAUUUGUAGAACUUCUAGAAAGAGAAUUCCUCCACACUAAAUCCAUUCGUUCUUUCAUUCACACAUAUUUGAGAGUCUUUUAUGUGUCAGGAGCUGUUGUAGGUGUUACAGGAGCAGCAGUGAGCAAGACAGGCAAGGUCCGAGUUCUCAUGGAGCUCUCAGUGUAGUGAGAAAUGGACAAAAAGACAAAUGUUAAAAGAUGGGACACGUUCUCUCUAUAUAAUUAAAAUGGGAUAAUGGCUAGAGGGAAUGAAUGACUACUUCAGAUUAGGUGGUGAGGAAAGGCCACAUUUAGGACUUGACAUUUUUAGGCAGGGCUCUGAGGAGAUCCAUUCUUGAGAAGGGAGGAGAGUAGGGAGAGCAUUUUAAAGCUGGUGUAAACCCCUGAGGAAGAAACAAAAAAUGGCAAGAAGAGCUGGUGUGCAGUUGGUGGUAGGAAGAGAAAAUUGGAAGGUUAAGCAGGGCCCGACUGUGUAGGUCUUUCUAAGUCAUGGUUGGAAAUUGGGAGCUUUCUGUGACAGCUGUGGUCAAGCUCUAGCUGGCUCUUUCUCAGCACAGCUUUUAAAUACUGGAAUCCCCAGAUUUUUGUCCCGGGCCCCUUUCUCUUUCAAUAUUCUUUAGAUCGUCUCAUUUAGGCUCACGGUCUUAAAAACUUUAUGUAACCAUUGCUCAUAACUGUGCAUCUCCAACCCUGGCAUUAAUCCUUCCCUAGCUCCAGAGUCUUGUAUCCAUUUGCCUAUAAAGUCACUCUACUUGGAUUUCAGAUGGGCAUCUCAAAUCUAACAUGGCUGAAUACCUGCCCAGUUGCUUAAGCAACAAUCUAGGGCUAUUCUUGAUUUCUCCAUUUCUGUCACCACCACCCCAGUCCAAUCCAUCAGCAAGUCCCGUCAACUCUCUCCAAAACAUAUCUUGGAUCCAUCCACUCCUCUCCGUGUCCACUACGUCCACUCAGUCCAAGCCAUCAUCUUUCACCUGGACUCCGGCAAUAAUCUCUUACUUGGUGUCCUUGCUUCCACUCCUGCCCUUCUACAAUCACUGACAGCACCCAACAUGAUCCUUUUAAAAACAAAAAUCAGAAUGUCACUUCCUACUUAAUGUCCUCUCAUGGCUUCUUAGAAAAAUAAAUCCAGGGACUUCCCUGGUGGUCCAGUGAUUAAGACUCCGCACUUCCACUGCAGGGGGUGCAUGUUUGAUCCCUGGUCAGGGAACUAAGAUCCUGCAUGCUGCAUGGUGUGGCCAAAAAAAAAAGGAAAAAUAAAUCCAUAAACCCAAACUCAACCCAAACUCAUUAAGUUUCCACAGUGGUUAUUGUUAACAGAGAAAUAAUAAAAAUCAGCUUGGAAAACAAUGCAUGAACCUAUUUAAAAUGAAAAAAAUAUCAGAGAAGAGGAGCAAGCUUGCUAAAGAAUAGAAACCCUUGCCAAAGGCAGCUGUCAAGGAAGUACAAGCCCACAAACACUGAGUUCAAGAGGAAGGACUGUGAUAUGAAUACGAGAAUUCUGGAGCUAUCAGUCUCAGGGACAGUCUUAAGAGAGACAAGGUUCCCAUCAUUACAUCCCCAGAUUUAACCACAGCUGCUCAGCUUUCAUCUAUUUAUCUAUUGAUGUUCUUAGGAAAUGUCAAUACCAAAACAAAUCCAAGUGACAACUACGUUAGAUUGCUAUUCAAGAGAAUGAGCCUCCAUUGAAUUUGUGCAAGAUGGGAUGCCCAACAGAACCGGAAAAUCUUAGACCAUUGGAGAUGUAAAGACCAGAAUCAAGGAAAUAUGGGUAAUAUUUGUUAUUUACUGUGAGGGAGAAACUUCCACUUAAAUCCCAGUUGCCUCCAGCUGCAUUGUGCUCAGCUGUGUGCUCUGGACUCAUUAAUUAAUACAGAGGUAUUUUCUAGCCCUUCCAACAUCUUUCUUCCAAAUUCUCUUUGCUUUCCUCAAACCCUGUUGGUUGUUACAAUUUUUUCUUUUUUUUUUGGUUGUUACAAUUUAGCCUCCAACCCAGAUGUUGCAAACUGAAGGCUGAAUUACCCUUUCAUAUGUGUGCUAUUUGUCCUUGACAAUGUUUUGGUGUAUUGUUCUGUUUGCUUUGUUUUUAAACAUUUUCGUUGCAACAUUUAAAAAUGAGAUUUAAAAUUAAAAUCUGCAUUUCCAGCUUCUCUUUUAAAGUUGGCCCUUUCAAGAACCUUGAGUCCAUAUCCUUGAGUGGCAGCAUGUGGAGGAAGCCGAGUGACACUCCACCUGUUGGGCGGCUCUACCCUUAGGGCAGGUACUCUCUGGUUUGCUCUCUGCUCCACCACCCCUAAGUGUCUCCCUGACGAGACACAGCUAAGGGUCAGUUGUCAGUUAUAAAUAUGCUCUCAUGGUUGUUUUUUUGCUUAUUUUGACCCAUUUUACUCACUUACCCGCCUGGUCCUAUAAUUAUUUGAGAUUGGGACUCCAAUUCUCACCUUUGUCUCUCAGCUUAUUAAAUGGAAUCUAAUUUCUUUCCUAUCACUCAUUACUCUGCUGCUGACUAUGUGAAGUCUCUGGGUGAACUGUUGGAUAGAACCCAGAAUCAUCAUCUGGCAGAGGAUAUAGUAGAGUGACUUAACUUCCAACAGCCUGCAGAAAACUUGGCUGGGAGCUUCCAGCUAAAACAUAGGCUACAUGUUUUAGACAUCUUAAUUCAUACUGCACCUAAAGGCAUAGAAGUCCUUUUAAAAAAUCACAUUUGGUUUCUCCCUUGCUCCCCAUAUCCAGUUGGUAGCCAACUCUUCUUGGUUCUAUAGCAUCUUCAGGCUUUGUUACUGCCUAUCUGGAUUCGCAGUAGCUUCUCAGCUGGUGUAAAUUUAGUUACUGCUCCAAUCAACACACUCUAACACAGCUUCUUUCUAAAUUAGACUUAAUUAUAUCAUGCAUCACAACUACCCGAAUAGAAAAUAUCAAUAGAUAUGCUUAGAAUGAAUAUGCAUGGAAUCAAAUUCAGAUUUAGCCUAACAUUCAAAAGCUACCCAAACCCUUCUUCAGCCUACUUCUCAUCUUUUUUUCUCACUCCACCAUCCAUACACCGUAACUCCAGUCGCUGUACCUGGGCUUUCUCCCCUCCAAGCCAUUGCUCAUGUUUUUAAAAACAUGUCCAUUGUUUAAGUCUCUUCAAAUCCCAGCUCUUUAUGACACCUUUCCAGAUCCUCCCAGAUGAAAUUAACCUUUCCUUCCUCUGUUUUCUUGGGAUGUUUUCCCCAGCUCUUAUCAGAGUCUGCCUUUUUCCCCAGCUCUUAUCAGAGUUAUAGUUCCUUGUAUUUUUCUCAUGCCCUACAUUUGAGGCUAUGGAGGGCAGGGACCAUAAUUUACACAUCUUUUUAUUUCCUGCACCCAGCAGAGAGUUUAGCACAAGUUGAACUGAAACAAAUAGAAAAUCUAUUUCUUGAAGCAACUUAAUGACUUGUCCUUAACGAUCUGGGGUCCAAUAUAACUUUCAAAAUAGGAUUCUAAGCCUCUUUUUUUCCCCAGGAUAAAAUUAAUUUUUUUGUUUAAACAGUUUAUAUGUGUGAAGUUUUAAAAUACUUAUUGGGAAGUAUACCACAUCACCCAUACCAGUUCUAACAAAAAUGACAUAAUCUGACAAAUGCAGAAUGUGGGACAUUAUAUAAGACAGUGCUCCAGGACUGUUAAACAAGUGUCAAUGUUAUAAAAACCAACCAACCAAAAAUGACAAGGAUAUAUAUAUAUAUAUAUAUAUAUAGAGAGAGAGAGAGAGAGAGAGAGAGAGAGACAAAAAGCAAAAGUGAGAAAAUAUUAGCAAUUAGUAAAUCUAGAUGAAGAGUACAGGGUAUUUCAUGGUACUAUUCUUUGAGUUCUUCUAUAGGUUAAAAACUUUCAAAAUAAAAAGUUGGGGAAAAAGGAAACAGGAAGGAGCUGAAAGGACUAGUUUAAUUUCCUAACUGUAUUCCUUUUAGUCUAUUAUUAGAUAAGUUAAUAGCUAAGUAGUGAAAACAAAACAUUUAUUUGGGUAUACCUUUAUAUUUAGGAUUAAACCAGCUAGGAGUGAACCACAUAGUUGGUUGUAAGAAUUACUAAAUCAGAAAUGCAGUUUUAUUGCUCAUUAGAGGGACUUCGCAUACUUUAUGGUUUCUACUUUCAAAGAAAAUAAACUGGAGGAAAUGGACGAGGUGCGUAUCAAGGAAUUUUUUUCACUGCGAGUAGAUUUGGAAAUAUUUAACAAAUCCUAACUUUUCAUUAUCACAAGCCUCGGUAUCUAUGAAAGUGAUUAUAUUGAUUUGCCCUCUUUCUCUAGGUGAAAAAAAAACCCCUAUAUCUUUGCUAGGCUGUAGCUAAAUCGAUCUGGUUGAUGGAGGCAGAGAAAUAAAUAUAUUGGUGUAAAAGGACAAAUAGGAGAUAAGGCUAUGUAUUUAUUGCCCAUUUAUGUAAUUACAUGUGUCACUAAGGACAAAGGUCCUUAAAACAAAGACGAAAGGCAGAGUAGAAACAGUUCCCUAUAGAAAGAGAGAUGGAUUUUCUACCACUUCCCUCUUCAUGAAUUUUUCUUUUGCGUGGUUACAUAUCCUUCUGGUUUUAUUAUCACAUUUGAAAACUUAACCAUCUUUUUGGGCACAGUUUGAUGGCUGAAGAUAUGCUUCACUCCAAUAAAAAGAAAAUGAACAUUUUUCAAGAGCAUUCGUAGGCUUCGAGCUGAGAGGACAGCACUUAGUUCCUGAGGUCUGAUAAUCAUUCUGUGCGGAUAACUACCAGGACCACGGCACCAUGGAUGUGGUGGGCGAAAACGAGGCCCUACAGCAGUUCUUCGAAGACACAGAGGGCUGACUCUCCUGAAGAGAUGACAUGAAAGCAGAAGAGAGAAACUAGCUGAAGAAACUCCCACUCACCCAUUGAAGUUUGGGAGGUGAGGGGUAGCUCCUAAAACCAGAAGCUGUGGAUGGGCAGGAACCACUGGACAGCUCCUGAGAUCUAAGAGGAAGAACAGUCCCUUCAGGAAGCUGCUGUCAAACAAGCUUCAAGGUAUUUUCUGCCCUCCUCUCUCUGCCUGAGAUUUAAAUUUCUAGUUAGCUAUUAUUAAAGUAGGGUGGUAGGGAUGCAGGGUAGGCAAAAACAUCUGCUACCCAUGAGCUGUACAGGAAUAUUAUGGAGGUGUCAAGUUUUUGGGAAAAUGAAGAAAAUGCUGAAGAUUCUGGAGCAGAAAAGCAGAGACUCAAGGGACUGACCCAGAUGGAAUGGAUCUAGAGAGGCUUCAAGGGAGGGUUGGUAGAAUUGUUGAGCACAAGAGAGAUGUAGCUUGGAAAAGUGCCCAAAUGGUGCCGGCACAUAGUAGACAGUAAUCUUUAUAGAAUAAAAAUGAAUGAAGAACAGUGCACAGACUAUUCUGUUCAACAGUUUGAACUCUAGGUUCGGAGCACCCAGCAAGUUCAAAUAUGGGAAGAAGAAAAGCUUGCCCAGUAAGCAGAGCAGAAAGCAGCAGAAAGGUUCAGUGAAUAAAACAGAGGCCACUGAGACAAGUGCUGCCAGUUUGUGGGAAGCCUCAGAUUCCAUUAUCACCAGAGCUCAAGGGGCCAGUGGCACUCUGGGGAACCCGACGCUGGAUACAAGUCUGCUGGAGGAAUUCUUGGGCAAUGAUUUUGAUUUGGCGGCCUUGCAACGCCAGCUCCCAGACACCCCACCCUAUUCUGCGUCAGACUCCUGCUCUCCUCCACAGGUCAAAGGUGCGUGCUGCCCGACUCUGACACCUGCCGCCGGGGGGAUGCCAGCUGCUUUCCUCCUCUCGGCAGCUGCUCCUGGGAGGCUGCCUGCACACCUGCCGCAGGGCUCGUCUGAAAUGAGCGACUCUGCGCAUUCCCACAGUGCCUUUCACAACUGCUACCCAGACGCCCGUCAUCUCAGGACCCCUCUGGACCAGUCUGUGUCCUCCCAUCUGGAAACUGGUUGUUCUUACCAUCCGCAGCCUCUGUGCCACAGUCCUGGACCCUCAUUGCCACCGACCAAGAAGAGAAAGUGCACACAGGCGCUGGAAGACUCCGGGGACUGUCACGUGUGGGCCCACCACUCCAGACCAAUGACAAGUAGGAGUCACAGCAGCGAAGUGCAAGACCACGACAGUGAGAGACAGAACAUGAUGCCUGUGGACCAGUGCUCUCCUGCUUUGAAGUGGCAGCCAUACCGAAGCGUUCCUUGGCAUAGUUUAUUAAACAGUCAAUAUGAAAAACUACCUGAUAUAGGCUAUCGAGUUGUUACAGACAAAGGAUUUAAUUUUUCACCAGCAGAUGAAGCUUUUGUUUGCCAAAAGAAGAACCACUUUCAGAUCACCAUCCACAUCCAAGUUUGGGGAAGCCCAAAAUUUGUCAAAACCCAAAUGGGUCCAAAGCCAAUAGAAAUGUUCUACUUGAAAGCUUUUGGGAUUAAGGUAGAGGCCACCAAUCAGAUAAUUGCUAUUGAACAGUCCCAAGCAGAUAGAAGCAAAAAGAUUUUCAAUCCUGUUAAAAUCGACCUGUUGGCCGACCAGGUAACCAAAGUAACGCUGGGACGGUUACACUUCAGCGAAACCACGGCAAAUAACAUGAGAAAGAAGGGAAAGCCAAACCCUGACCAGAGAUACUUCAUGCUGGUGGUCGGACUGUAUGCUGCUAACCAAGACCAGUUCUACCUGUUGUCUGCUCACGCCUCUGAACGGAUCAUUGUAAGGGCCUCCAACCCUGGGCAAUUUGAAAAUGACAUUGAUGCAUUAUGGCAGCGAGGACAAGUUCCAGAAUCUGUUGUUUGUCAUGGUCGAGUGGGCAUAAACACAGAUGCACCGGACGAAGCCCUGGUUGUCUGUGGCAACAUGAAAGUGAUGGGGACGAUUAUGCAUCCCUCUGACAGCCGGGCGAAGCAGAACAUCCAGGAGGUUGACACAAAUGAACAGCUGAGAAGAAUAGCCCAAAUGAGGAUUGUCGAAUACGACUACAAGCCUGAAUUCGCAUCUGCGAUGGGAAUAAACACUGCCCAUCAAACAGGGAUGAUCGCCCAGGAGGUGCGAGAGAUCCUGCCCAGAGCCGUGAGGGAGGUUGGCCAUGUCACCUGUGAAAACGGAGAGACGCUGGAGAACUUUCUCAUGGUGGAUAAGGACCAGAUCUUUAUGGAAAAUGUGGGUGCAGUGAAGCAGCUUUGCAAACUAACCAACAACCUUGAAGAAAGAAUAGAAGAGUUAGAAAUAUGGAACAGAAGACUGGCCAGGCUAAAGCGGCUCAGUAGUUGGAAGUCCUCCGCCAGUGAAGUGAGCUCGAUCAGCAAAUUUAGCAGAGCUCUUAGUGCAUCUUCUCCAAAAAGGACCAUUCCCCAAAAAACCAGCAAGGUUUCUUUUUCAGGAAGAAAACAGUCGUGUCCCAAUUGGGUUUUCCAGACCUUGGUUAUAACUCUCAUUGCUGUGAUGGCAUUUUGUGGCUUGACAAUAGUCUCCCUUUACAUACUUAGCUUAAAAGAUCAAGACCGAUGUACCCCAAGUCUCCCUUUGAGCAACCUCACCAGCUCCCAGGAUCCGGCUCUGCCACCCACAGCUUCCCCCUUGGCACCUAAUACAUCUCUGGCAACCACACAACCCCCCUUCCAAGUACCAGAGAUCACUUUCUGUGAGAUCCUGCCAUGUCAGGAGACUUACUGCUGUCCCAACUGGGGAACAAGAGGCGGCCUCUCAAGCCCUGUGCAAAGACAGCCCAAGGAGAAGGAGCCCCAUCAGAGGCCAUGGGCAGGAGACAGGAGCACAUCAUUCUUGGCAGGACAGGCGCUAACCAACCUUGACUGGGGGAGCGACUGGAUUGAUACAACCAUCAGUUCUAUUCAGAUUAUGGAAAUCCAGCAAAUAAUAGAUCGUCGGUAUUGCAGUAGAAGCCUCCAGUGCGGGUCUGGAAAUUACAAUUACCAUAUUCCUGUUAAUAAGCACACACCCACCAAUGUAAAAUUCUCUCUGGAAAUCAACACAACAGAGCCACUGAUAGUCUUCCAGUGCAAGUUCACCCUUGGAAAUAUGUGUUUCCAUAGUAAAAGGGAAGCCAAAGGCAUGCAAAGCCACCAAGAAGUCUCCCAGGAGAUGACACAGGGAUAUCAGCACAUUUGGAGCCUCCCUGCAGCCCCAUUCUUUGACAGCGCAUACCAUUUCCGGGUAGCUGCGCCGGAUUUAGCUGACUGUUCAACGGAUCCUUAUUUUGCUGGGAUAUUCUUUACAGACUACUUCUUUUACUUCUAUCGACACUGUGUCUAAUUUAUUCAAGUUUGUUUGGGGACUUUACCAAAGAACAAUACUCAAAUACAGUUAACGGAAACUUACAACCUCUUGCAACUUCUUUCUUCUCUUUGUAAAACAUUCACAUUUAUUGCCAAAGGGCUUUUUCCAGGCUUUGGCUUCCAACAGUUUUGAGACAUUAAUGAGGAAAAUAAAGUGUUUGCUGGAACUUGAGAUAAUGUGGUGUUUGAUUUUGCCAUGACUAUGAGGAAAACGUUUCCUGGAGUAAACAGCACUGUCGGAUUCGAAAAUACUGCUUCUGUUACUAAGGAAGCUGUGAAGUCAAAAUGGGUAGGUUUAACUUUACUUUGUCUUAAUGUAUCUCAAUGCUUUUGAGAAAAACAAAAAGGCCUAUUUCAGCCAUGUCAACUUGGACCCGCUAAACACAGACUCUUGAGAAUUUGUG